Molecule: messenger RNA, 3485 nt
Organism: Musa acuminata AAA Group (dessert banana)
Lineage: Eukaryota; Viridiplantae; Streptophyta; Magnoliopsida; Zingiberales; Musaceae
Product: BTB/POZ domain-containing protein At1g30440
Exons: 5
Coding region: 1373-3250 (625 amino acids)
Molecular function (GO): protein binding
Source: RefSeq, a predicted model, not a curated record
CCUCCAUUGCUAUGUUGGCCACCUCACCAGCCCUGCCAUCUUCCAGUCUUUGUCCUCACCCAUCCGAUGGCCGCCAUAAACCUGAGCAGCGAAAGGUUGGCCUUGACAAGGAGUAGACCAGAAAUGCCACGAGCAUUGGCACAUGGAGGUCUUGAAAUCCUCUACCAGAGUUGACCUCUUUCGUAUUCUCUAGUGUUCUUAGGCAGCUGCAACAGCAGCACCACCAACCAAACUGCUUCAUCACCCCCACAUGGACACCAGUUGUGCGCAUUACUGCUCCCAAUUCCAUGCCAGUAAUCAUAAAAGAAAGGAAGAGAGAGGGAAGGGGAGCGAGAGAGAGUUCGAAGUCACAAGAAAUCACCAAACAAGGACACCCCAAUGAGUGAUGCACUGAUGGUUGAUGCAUGGGUUGGUCCCCUCCAGCUCAACACGGUGCGGUUUGGAAUGGUGUGAAGAGGUCUGCAAGCAGGGCAAAAGACAGAACAGAAGCUGCACUUUUGUUGUGGUGUGAAACGUCUUCCUUCAUCUCCUGCCAUCUCUGUUUGUUUGGUUGGGAAAUGAAGGGUGGGUUUGCCUUCUCUGGGGAUUAUCUGGGUUUUGGAGCUUGCUGAGGGUGCUAACUUGUUCUACAGUUUGGUUUUUGUGCUCAGGUUGCAGAUUCAUUUACAUUAGAGGUUUUGGUGGGGAUUGGGGAACUUGGGGUUGUUUACCUGGUGGUCCUGGUGGUGAUCUUUUUGUUCUUUUGCUUUUGUGUGAUUAGGUCUGGGUUUUGUGGGUAUGUGGUGAAGAACUGGUGCUUGUUUGGGGCUGUUUGUUCGCUCUUCUAUCUUUUGAAGGUUUGGUGGUGGUUUUGACUGCUUCCAUGUGUGAGAAUGGCCUAAAGUUUGGAUCUUGGAAGGGAUUGUUUGAGGGUUUCAUGGUGGCCUCCGUUCUUUGUGCUUUGAGCUCUUCUGAGUUCUCAGUUUCUUGAGCGAUAGUUAAAUUUGCGACCUUGUGUGUCUUUUUCGGGUGAUGUGUUGGUGGGCUUUUGAUUCUUGAGCACGGUUGUGCCUGGAAACAUUCUGGUAUUCUUGGGGGAUUGAGGUGUGCUCUCGAGUUGGUCUCAGCUUGCAGUUGACGGUUUUUAUUUUGGAUCAGGUUGCAGGGAUUUUGGUACUGAGGUUGAGGUCUAUCUCUGAAGCUGACUGCAGUUUUCUGUGAACAUGUUCCUGUGAGGCAACAGAUUGAUGGAGAAUAGCUUAUGGCCUAAACUUUUGAGCCUACUUGUCGAUUACUGAAGAUCGCGGCGUGUUCAGAGUGUGAUCUCUGGUUAUUGCCAGGUUCUGUUUGGAUUAUUUUUGCUCUGGCCAUUUCAUUUCAGAGUUAGUUCAGAAUGGCCUGCAAGAAGCUGGGAUCAAAAGCUGAUGCCUUUCAACGACGAGGGCAAGCCUGGUUCUGCACUACUGGGCUUCCAAGUGAUAUUAUUGUUGAAGUUAGCGAGAUGUCCUUCCAUCUGCAUAAGUUUCCUCUUCUGUCAAAGAGUGCUCUCUUGGAAAAGCUUAUUGAGGAGAGCUCUGAUGAAGAAGAUGGUUGUGUAGUGAAGUUAUGUGAUAUGCCUGGUGGGGAUAAAGCAUUUGAACUAGUAGCUAAGUUCUGUUACGGUGUUAAGUUCGAACUCGCUGCCUCAAAUGUUGUUUUCCUGCGCUGUGCUGCUGAAUAUCUUCAAAUGACAGAGGAAAUAGCAGAGGGCAAUUUGAUUGCCCAAACAGAGAUCUUUCUUAGCCAAGUUGUUCUUCGUGGCUGGAAAGAUUCGAUAAAAGUGCUCCAAACCUGUGAUAAUCUUCUCCCUCAUGCUGAAAAUCUUCAGAUCAUUAAGCGAUGCAUUGAUUCUUUAGCAGUUAAAGCUUGUACAGAUCCCAAUCUCUUUGGUUGGCCUAUGAUGGAGCAUGGUGCAAUGCAAAGCCCAGGCGGGAGUGUUUUGUGGAACGGAAUAAGUACGGGAGCCAGACCUAGAAACUGCAGUUCUGAUUGGUGGUACGAAGAUGCAUCUUCAUUGAGUCUUCCCUUGUAUAAGAGGUUGAUCUCAGUCAUGGAAUCUCGAGGUAUCAGACAAGAGGUCGUAGCAGGCUCCGUGACAUCUUAUGCCAAAAAGUAUCUGCCUGGUAUUAGUAGGCGUCACAGUCUGGCUCCUGUAGCUCUGACUGCUGCACCAUCUGAAGAAGAACAGAGACAUCUCCUCGAAGAGAUUGUGGGCUUGUUGCCUUUACAAAAGGGUGUUACAUCAACUAAAAUUUUAUUUGGACUUCUUCGUACUGGCAUGAUUCUGCGAGCUAAUCCAACUUGCAUUUCCAACUUGGAGAAAAGGAUAGGACUGCAGCUAGACCAGGCAAAUUUGGAAGAUCUACUUCUGCCAAACUUUUCAUAUUCUAUGGAGACACUCUACAACAUCGACUGUGUUCAACGAAUUCUAGAGCACUUCUUAGCCAUGGAUCAAGCUGCUGAUGGGGCAUCUCCUAAUUUGGUUGAUGAUGAGCAGUUAAUUGGUUCACCUUCUCUUGCACCCAUUACUACUGUUGCCAAGCUAAUUGAUGGGUAUCUAGCAGAAGUUGCACCAGAUAUCAACUUGAAGCUUCCAAAGUUUCAAAAUCUGGCUGGUGCAGUACCUGAUUAUGCACGACCACUGGAUGAUGGACUGUAUCGUGCUAUUGACAUCUAUUUAAAGGCACACCCAUGGCUCAAUGAAGCCGAAAGGGAACAGCUCUGCAGGCUGAUGGACUGCCAGAAACUCUCCCUAGAAGCCUGCACUCAUGCUGCACAAAACGAAAGGCUCCCGUUACGAGUAGUGGUUCAAGUUCUUUUCUUCGAGCAACUUCAACUGAGGACCUCGAUUGCUGGUUGCUUGCUUGUUUCCGAUAACCUUGAUGUCUCACGGCCUCUGAGGAGCGGUCUGGUGGGUUCAGGAGAUGGCGGUGGGUGGGCAAGCACUGUGAGGGAAAACCAAGUCUUGAAGGAGGGAAUGGAUAGCAUGAGGAUGAGGGUGUAUGAGCUCGAAAAGGAGUGCACAAGCAUGAGACAGGAGAUCGAGAAGUUGGGACGAGGGAAGAGCAAGUGGAGUACUGUUUCAAAGAAGUUUGGAUUUAAGCUCAAGUCCCAGAUGUGCAGUGCCCAAGAGGAGUCUGUAAGCGAUCAUCAGCAAACCGGAAGCAACACCAUUGAAAAGUUGCCAGCUAAGCUCACUAAACACAAGCAGCAGCUAUCCACAGAUGCAUGACCAUUUCCCGUGAGGGAUCAAGGUUUGUAACUCUAAUUUUCUGGGGUUUUUUCUUACAUCAGGAAGUUGUGAAUUCAGUCUCUUGGACAAAUGUUAUUUUGAGGUUUGUCCUUCACUUUCUCUUGUGUAUGAAAUAGUACUAAUCUUGUGUUACCUAUAUGUUUCUUACUGGUGACUGCAAUGCUAAAACCGCAAACUCAAAAAAUAUAUAUAUGUUGGAAUUAGUUUUUCUUCU